CAAUUGAUUGAUUGAUUGAAACGAUCAAUGGAUUCAUAACACUAUAGAGAGUGAGGCCAUUGACCGACAACUAUAACAAACCGAUAAUUGUGUGGACACAACACAACACAAUCAGCCGAUAAAAUAUUUUACCGAUUCAUUGAUCAACAGAUUGAUUCGGGUGUCCACUCUCUAUCUCAGUGCAUACCUAUCCAAUCGAUCGGUAAGUUAGUGGUCAGUCAACACAACAAACACUGCCCGACGCCGCUAUCAGUUUGUUUGUUUGUCACCCCCGACGAGGACUACCUUACGGCCCCGUAAAUGGCAGUCAUGUUGUCGGCAAUAUGCGAAAAACUAUCGGACAGAAAACUGUUGCGUCUAUCGCAACACAAGUAUUCGGCUUCCGGGUCGACACUAUUGGAUCCGCUGAUGCAACCGUUUUGGCGAUGGUUUGUCGAUCGUGUUGUACCCAUAUGGUGGUCACCGAAUGCUAUGACAUUGGUCGGACUGGCCAGCAAUAUUGUUACCGCUUGUAUAUUAGUACACUAUAGUCCCGAUGCCAAACAGGGCAUACCGUGGUGGCCGCUACUGUUUUGCGCUAUCGGCUUAUUUGUCUAUCAGACACUUGAUGCCUGCGAUGGCAAACAAGCUAGACGUACAAAAACGUCCACUUGUUUGGGAGAGCUUUUCGAUCACGGCUGCGAUGCCGUGUCCACCAUAUUUGUCUCGUUAUCCGUUUGUCUGGCCGUAGAUUUAGGCCAUUUACCGGCACUGAUGGUUAUGCUACAGGUAAUGGCCGUCGCCCUGUUCUAUAUGGCCCACUGGCAAACCUAUGUUACCGGUGAGCUAAGGUUUGCCAAAUUUGAUGUUACCGAAGCCCAGAUGACCAUCAUUAUCAUAUUAUUGGUAUCAUCAAUGUUUGGCACAUCUAUCUGGACCUAUGAGAUUGUUCCGUCAAUUGGUCUCGACUUAAGAUAUAUAGUAAUGUUCAUAACGGCCUUCAAUGCCGUCAUCAUUGGCUGCAGAUAUUUCAAUGCAAUCCUAACGCAAGGUAUCGGCAAAAAUGGUUCAUCAGUUGCUGACACAUCAAUAUUAUCACCGUUUAUACCGAUAUUUUUGGCGGUAGUAUCGGCACUGACCAUCUAUUUUAAGUCACCGUCGACAGUGUUUGAGGAUCACAUUGCUCUCUAUUUGAUAACAUUUGGUUUGGUUACUGCCAAGAUUACCUGCAAAUUAGUGGUGGCACAAAUGAGCAAAAGUGAGAUAACCAAAUUGGAUACCGUUUUUAUUGGUCCAUUGCUACUGUUUCUGAAUCAAUACUUUAAUGAGACAAUCGAUGAAUAUAUACUCCUAUGGAUUGCUUAUUUUUACACAAUACUAGACUUUUUGUACUACUCGUACAGUACGUGCACACAGAUUGCCACUUACCUGAAAAUACGUGUCCUAUCCAUACAAUAUGAUCGCAACAACAAACUGAUGACCCAUUCGCGCCAGAAUUCGCUGUCAAAUACGCCGUCACAGACAUCGGAGACGUCGACAAAUGGUAGGGAUGGCCGGGGGAGCCGGCCCUACAACUUAAGACAUGAGAAACGCUAGGAUUUUCUCUAUAUUAUCUUUAUCUAUCUUUCUCUCUCUCUAACCCUCCCUCUCAAUCUCCAUCCUCUCUCUCUCUCUCUCUCUUUCCCAUAAAAAAUAUAUAUAUUUGAAUGAAAUUUUUUUUAUGAAACCCUAGUCUUUUAUUUUUUAAUUAUUAUUAUUAUUGUUAAUAAUUAGAGACCCAAUGCAUUCGGCAGAUUGAAUGCAAUGAUAAUGAAUAUAUGAUAAUAUAAAAUAUGAUUUUUUUCUCGUCUAUCACUUACUACUACUACUACUACUACUA
Oppia nitens is the source of this 1858-nucleotide messenger RNA. It is a transcript of the gene bbc, whose product is annotated as cholinephosphotransferase 1-like. The transcript is spliced from 7 exons. Gene Ontology annotation, molecular function: ethanolaminephosphotransferase activity; diacylglycerol cholinephosphotransferase activity. The record is from RefSeq and is a predicted model, not a curated record. The coding region runs from base 301 to 1575 and encodes 424 amino acids. Gene Ontology annotation, cellular component: Golgi apparatus; endoplasmic reticulum membrane. NCBI's taxonomy places the organism in Eukaryota, Metazoa, Arthropoda, Arachnida, Sarcoptiformes, Oppiidae. Gene Ontology annotation, biological process: phosphatidylethanolamine biosynthetic process.